AUGGGCACAAUUUCUUGUAGUGGUCUCAAUCCGUUCUCAUGUUUGUCCGAGGAAAAGGCAAGGAUGAUCAUCUCACGGGUGAAAAUUUCCUUCUAUAUGGUACUGCCAAGGAGAUUUGAGAUGCUGCAAAAGAAACUUACUCUACAGUUAGAUAUGUUUGAAGAGCACACUUGGGAAAGUCCAAAUGAUGGAAUUCAGUAUAGGCGGAUCAUUGAGAAAAAACGGGUGUUAAAGUUUCUAAUGGGACUUAACAAAGAUUUGGAUGAGGUACGUGGAAGGAUUUUGGGCACAAAGCCUCAAACAAGUCUAAGAGAAGCCUUCUCGAAGGUAAGAAGAGAAGAAAGCCGAAAAAUGGUGAUGUUGGGAACUCCAAACAAUCAGCCCACCACGGAAGGAAUAGCCCUAGCCAUACGCGGCCCUCAACCAAGUAACCCAAAUAGCAGGAUAAAAAAGGGGAGGCCCUGGUGUGAUCAUUGCCGAAAACCAGGGCAUACCAGAGAAGCAUGUUGGAAGCUCCAUGGGAAACCAGCCGAUUGGAAGCCCUCACGCUUAUCUCAUGAAAGUCGCGGCAAUGCCACAUCCUCAACUAAUGAAAAUGGCACUUCUGAACCAGUUCUCUUUAACAAAGAGCAACUUGAACUUCUACAGAAGAUGAUUAGCCAAUCCAUUAGCUCUUCCACUGUCGCUGCGGGAUCCCUGGCUCAGAAAGGUAAUUUCUCAAAAGCCUUAAAUGUUUACAGGGAAAGAAACAAUAUUUGGAUUAUUGACUCGGGAGCAUCAGAUCACAUGACGGGUGAUAAGACUCAACUUAUUGAGUUUAAACCUUGCAAAGAAAAUCACCUAGUCAAGAUUGCAGAUGGGUCUAUUUCAAAAGUAGAAGGCUAUGGUUCGGUUACAAUUUCUGAGACUGACUCGGAUUCGGGGAAAAUGAUUGGCAGUGCUGAGGUGUACUCGGGACUCUAUCUUCUCAAGGGCGACCAUCCUUUGGAGGAACAAGCUCACAAGGCAGUCUCUUUGAGUCAGUUUCACAAAAGUUGUUUUUCAGCAAAUAAGGAUAGUGAGAUUAUGUUAUUACUCUAUCGACUAGGGCAUCCUAAUUUCUUUUAUCUUGAAAAACUGUUUCCUUCAUUAUUCAGAAAUAAAAGAGGAAUGAAUCUUCAGUGUGAAGUGUGUCAGUUUUCAAAACAUAUUCGUAAUUCUUAUCCUAGUCGUCCAUAUAAAGUAACACACCCUUUCUCAAUGAUUCAUAGUGAUAUCUGGGGACCAUCUAAUAUCAAAAAUAUCACUGGGGCACGAUGCCAGGGCAUAAUUCACCAAAGUUCUUGUGUUGAUACCCAUGAACAAAAUGGGAUUGCUGAAAGAAAGAAUAGGCACCUCCUUGAAGUUGCUAGGUCGUUGAUAUUCACUACUCAUGUCCCAAAACACUUCUGGGGAGAAGCUGUCCUUACGGCAGCUUAUUUUAUCAAUAGAAUGUCAUCUCGUGUCCUAAAAUUCCAAACUCCAAGUCAAGUUCUUCUUAAAACAUAUCCAGAAAAUGUUACUUUCUUUGCGGAACAACCCUAUUACACCAAAACCAAUGUUCAGAGGGAGAGUACAUCAAAAGAACAUCAGUUUUGGAAUAUCAUUGAAAACCAACAACCUUCUCCUGCCGAAAGUCCAUCUCAAGUUCCUUCCAUUGUCGAUGAAUCUCCAAAUCUUGUCAUCGAGUCUCCUGAAUCUCCUGUCAAAACUCUACCUCAAAAUCCUCCCGACCCUUCUGCCAAAAAUAGUGAGCUUUGUAUUUACUCCAAGGGAAAUUGGCACCAAAAGGAGACGGCACAACGAGCACUUCCUGAGCAACUCCAUGAGUCUGAACCAACUCCAAGAUCAUGUGAAACAUCACAAGAUAACUCUCAUUCAGACUCUUCUCCUCAUGAGUCACCUGAUAGUCGGCCCAUUGCCUUAAGAAAAGGAGUGAGAUCUUGCACAAAUCAUCCUAUUUAUACCUACUUAUCUUACAGAAGAUUAUCUCCAGAAUAUAGUGUUUUUGUCUCCAGUCUUAACAAGAUACAAGUUCCCAACAACAUUCAUGAAGCCCUGGAGAUACCACACUGGAAGGCUGCCAUUAUGGAAGAAGUUCGGGCCUUAGAGAAGAACAAUACAUGGGAGAUAGUGGACUUGCCACGAGGAAAACGACCAGUGGGCUGCAAAUGGAUAUUCACUGUAAAACAUGAAGCUGAUGGAAGUGUAGAAAGAUUCAAAGCCCGACUAGUAGCAAAGGGAUUCACAGAGUCCCUAUGGUAUUGA
Messenger RNA from Olea europaea var. sylvestris, 2286 nucleotides. RefSeq lists its product as uncharacterized. The record is from RefSeq and is a predicted model, not a curated record. Lineage: Eukaryota; Viridiplantae; Streptophyta; Magnoliopsida; Lamiales; Oleaceae. Bases 1 to 2286 code for a protein of 761 amino acids. The transcript has 6 exons. Gene Ontology annotation, molecular function: nucleic acid binding.